Molecule: messenger RNA, 800 nt
Organism: Ixodes scapularis (black-legged tick)
Lineage: Eukaryota; Metazoa; Arthropoda; Arachnida; Ixodida; Ixodidae
Product: transmembrane protein 98
Exons: 4
Coding region: 327-800 (157 amino acids)
Cellular component (GO): endoplasmic reticulum
Source: RefSeq, a predicted model, not a curated record
UCGGGGGGUGUGGGGCAACCGAACGUUCCUCGCCCGCUUCUAAUUGUUGUUGUGCAAAAAGCGAAGUGAAUGAACUCCCAACUAAGUUCCAAACCGUUCACUCGUGUCUGCCCAGUGCCAAGGACCCACAGGGAGCAAUCCGCGGUCUCUUUCGGCCUCUACAAUGUGACAACCAACUUUUAUUUUCCCCACAGCGCGGGCCUGACGCGGGCGCACCGGUCGCAACAAGUUUUCGAGUUCGGUGGUUUCCUUCGAUCGCUCCCAUCUAGCUUGAAUCGAGCUGCGCAUUGAUUGCCGCAGGCUUGAAUGGGCCCGGCCAACCAAGCAUGGAUGCCGUGGUAGCGGUUGCCAUUAGUGUUUUGGCAGUGGUUUUUGUCAGCUCCCUUGUGGCUCUAAUCGUCGUCUGCCGCCACCGGUACUGCUCUAACAAGGACCACUUGAGCAGACAGCUCCAGGACUCCCGGCCGGACAUUCACCUGAUCCACAGCCAAAAUGAGACGGCCGACAUGGAGCUGGACGACGUCAGACUCCACCCCGACAUCGAGAAGAUCCUGGCAGACGAGCAGUGGGUGGACGAUGCCACUGGCCUGGUGCCCCACUGCCUGGCGGUGCUCAAGACGUGCCACCAGCUGACGGAGCGCCUGGUGACUGUCUCGGUGGGCUCGGUGAGGCGUCCUGCCCAGUCGCAGCGCCAGAUGGUGGAACUGGCCCAGCUGGCCCAGAAGGUGGGCCCACGGGUGGACGACGUGGUGCGGGCUAUGUACCCGCCACUGGACCCAAGGCUGCUCGAAGCACGGUGA